This is a messenger RNA of Gryllus bimaculatus (two-spotted cricket), 810 nucleotides long. The record is from the annotation of a GenBank genome assembly. Lineage: Eukaryota; Metazoa; Arthropoda; Insecta; Orthoptera; Gryllidae.
AUGAAGUCGAGGGAGAAAGGUGGGAGAGGAAGAGAAAGAAGAGCGAGACGCACCGACGACCGUGAUCAUCCAGGAGGCGCAGUAGGAGGCGGCGGCCACCCACAGGACGCACGCGACGAAGGUGAGCGGGAAGAGCGCGCGGCGCCGCGGCGGCCGGCAGUCGGGCACCGUCGCCCACAGCAGGGCCUUGGCCGGGCGCAGCAGCAGCCACCACAGGAAGCGCGCGAACGACUCGCCCGCGGGCGGCAGGCACAGCCCGCCCUCCUCCACCUCCUCUGCGACACGCACGCGCGCGCACAAAAUUUAAAUGCAAAUGACCUGCAUAUCAAAGAAAAAUGCACGGGAAAUGGACACAAAGCUGAACAAGAACGUGGUCACAUGAGGGCGGCGCCGCGGCGCCGCGCGUGCGCCGACACCAGGUCGCUCGGGAAGUGGUGCAGCGCGGGCGCCGUGCAGUUGCGCUCCUCCUCGCUCGCCCCGCCCGCCUCGCCCUCCUCCCACGACCCCGACCCCGACCCCGACCCCGACCCCGACCCCGAGCUCCACGCCUCCGUCGCCUCCUCCGCCUGCAGCAGCCGCCGGCCUGCAACACACAAGGUACAUUACCAUGGUCCUGAUUGUUCAGAAUAUCAUUUGCCAUCUUCGUAUCCUGCAAGAUUCUCUGCAGCUCUACUCCCAAUGGAACAACAACAUGGACAUGCCUUUCUAUGAAGAAGUCUAAUUUUUGGCAUAUGUAAAAUGAAAGGAAAUUAAUAUAUAUUUAAAAUUUUAUUUUUAUCCUUUAUUUCUUUGCCCUCGGAUAUAAAUCUC